UAAAUUUUUUUAUUUACAUGAGUGGAACAGAGGAAGAGAGGAAACGAUUUUUCUUAAAAAGAAUGCUGCGAACUGAGUGAAAAAAAAAGUGGGUGUUUGCGAUGAAGUGGUGCCGGGAUCGCGUGUCGUGACGAUCGAUCAUCAUCAUCAUCAUCGACAUCAGUGGGAUAUCACCAAUCAAUCUCUCUUCCUCCUCUUGAUUUCUUCCUCAUCGUGGUUGUUGUUGUUGUUUGUUGUUGAUCAUCAUCAUCAUCAGCAUCAGUUUGAUCAGCAACGAAUGUCGAAACUGGUGACCUGGAUUUGUGGCCUGUUGGCAGCAGCAGCGGCAAUAGGAAACAUCGCAAUCAGCCAACAUAUGCCCAUGGGGGGAUCCGGUUUCUAUGGACGUGGGUUUCCUUGCCAGAAUUUCAGCCCCAUAUUCACUUCGGACCACGAGGGCCACUUUUUCUCUCCCAACUAUCCAGCACAGUACCCAAGGAACUUGGAAUGCCAGUUCCAGAUCUCAGCACCACCUGGAAAAAACAUAAAGCUGGACUUCAGAGGAGAGUUCUUUGAGCUGGAACCUUCAGACAGAUGGGAUGGCAGGUGUGAGGACACCAAUGACUACCUGGAGGUCAGGGAUGGUGCCCACGGAUACUCGACGCUGAGGGGCAGGUUCUGUGGCACCGGGUUCCCAGAGCCCAUAGUGUCUUCUGAUAGACACCUUUGGCUCAGUUUCAAAUCCGACGAGAACAUCGAGAUGCGGGGUUUCCAGGGCGUCUUUACAUUCGUCAACAACAGUGGUGAGACUCCAGAUAGAGAAGCUUGUCGGUUGGAAUUGGGAGGCAUCCAGGGCAUCAUCACACACAAGCAAAUCCCUGAGGAGCAGAAAAACUUCACCAGGAAACACUCCAAGAGGCUUGACUGCACCUGGGUCAUCAAGGUUGAGGAGGGGUACAAGAUUUUGCUGUCCUUCCUGACCUUUUCCCUGGAGCAGCCCAACGAAUGCGGCAUCAACUUCAUGGACGUGUACGGAGACAAGACCAACGAGCAAAGCAACUUGCGCCACUUUUGCGGGAGCAUGGCCGAAACGGAGCUGACCCCGGGCCACCUGGCCCACCUGCGGUUCGUCAGCGAACCCGGUGGACUCGAGUCCAAGUUCAACGUCAGCUACAAUGCCAUCAGGGACCUGACUGCUGAUAAUGGUACUGAUGACAAAUGUUUUGACACGGAGUUUGACUGCACUGAUGGGACUUGCAUCGACAAGGCCCUUUUGUGCAAUGGAAUCCACAAUUGCAAAUUCAUGCAGGAUGAAAUGGAGUCCGAAUGCAAAACUACUGAACCCGGCACAAAGAAAUUUGCAGAAAGCCACAUCCUGGUGAUCAUGACUAUUGGGUGCAUGUUACUCGGAGGAAUGUGCUUCAUCAUGGUCUUCAAUUGCAUACGAAAGCUACGAAAUGACAGAAGAGAAUACAAGGAGCGUCGGUCAGCAGAAGGCAGCUUGGACAGGUCAGCUGCAGAACAAGCUUCUCCUUCAGCAGCUGCCGUAAUGAUCCUCUUGGCACAACAACAACAACAACAACAACAGCAACAAAACCAACAACAACAACAGAACACAGCUGCGACCACAGCAACCACAAGUGCCCGAUCCACACCCACCAACACCAGCAAUCAUUUGCGUCGAGGAACGGGUUCCAGGCCGGGUUCUGUCGUGCUCCGCAACGGCGCCGCUUUCCGGUCCCCGCCGCCGCCGCCGCCGUGCGUGACGGAUCCCUGCGUCGCGGCGGCGGCGUACAGGUCCGCCUCGAGACUGACUCUGGCGGCGAGUCACAAGGAGACGCAGACGCCGACGACCAUGAGGUCAAGGUCUGAGACGCCGCCGUCGGGGUCGUCUCCGUCUUCUCUCUCGGGAGAGGACGACGACGUGGGCUCCAGCCCGCCGCCACCGCCGCCCUGCUUCAGUCCACACCACCACCAGGACCACCACCACCACCAUCAUCAUCACCACCACCAUCAGCAGCACAGCGACCACCACCAGCACCAAGCCCUCUCUCACCAACACCCACACCACCACCACCACCCACCCCUGCAGCACCAAAACAGCAUCAGCAGACCCUCACUCAUGACACGUGGCAUCAGCGAGUCGUCGGAUGAGCGGCUUUUGAUGUCUGGUCGACGCCCAGUGGCGCCCAUGCAAUCCUUCCGGCCGCCCCCGAUGGCGCCGCCGCCGCCGCCGCAAGCAAUGGGCGGGGUUUGGGAGCCCAUGUCUUCCAUUAGGCGGAAUUAUUCGUUGGGCAAGUCGCCUAGUGUGCGCAGCAUGCCGAGUCCUUCCAGCAGGAAUGUCCCCAUGAAGGGAGGCAGUCAUUACUACAACACCUUGCCUGGGAAUGCAGCAGAGGGAAGCACAGGUCAGCAACCCCGUUUCCGGGCUGAAGCCGUGAUUCAAAUGGGUCGGUUGAACGGCAGCAAUGACCCACAGCACCAACAGAGACGUCCACAGAGCUCCAUGAGUCACACAUCAACCAAAUCCGCUCCUGAUGUCGUUGUCUUGCACUGAAGACAAUUAAAAGAGAGAUAGAGAGAGAAAAUAUGUUAAUUAGGCCUUUUUUUAAUUGUCUCCCCAAUCACCUUAUCACUCCAUCUGUUCUAUAUGCCUUGUUAUGUUCUUUGUCAGAUCACAAUAAGUAGUGAUUUGGGAUCUCCUUUGAACAACUGGGGCUUGUUUUUAGAGCUUACACUGGGUGUUCAAAAAGUUACUGUGCUGGAAGAACUACACUUUCUGACAAUAAACAGUUAGCCAGCUAUUUUGUCCAUCGCCAUGCUGAGGUUGUUUCAGGGUGGGUAGAUGUCGCUGGCAACCACAAUGCAACUUUUACUUCAUAGAAAAUCAUCCAAAGUUCCAAAUGCUUCUCUGCAUUAAUUCAUGUAAUUAUCAAAAUAGUAACGGAUCAGCUUUCUUCUAAAAAAAACCCCCACGAGAAAAAAUUCUGCACGCAUUCAGUCAAAUUUUAAUGAGCUGAAAAGUUAUUCUGACUUCCAAUUUGAAUGAAUGAAUUCCCACUUCGCAGUAACUUUUUGGGCACCGUAAAUUUUUACACUCCCCACAUCAAGAAACUGCCUUUUUAAAGAAUUUGCAAGAAAAAGUGCAUAUCCUGAUGAUGCCUUCAGAGCUGGGAGAAUUACCAGUCAAAGUUACUCUUGUCUAAAUAGGACAUUGUAACAUUUUCUGAAUGAAUUUAAAGUUGGAGGUUUUAAGACAUUCCGACGUGGAGGAGUUGCACAGCAAAGAGAAGCAAAGAUUUUGCCAGAGUAGCAAAGAAUGGCUGAGAAGGUGCAGAAGGAAUAAUUAUUUGACGUUACCUGUUUCUUUCUCAAGUUUAUGUUUGUUGUUGAUCAGUCUCUUGAUGAAAUUUUUUUUCGAAGGAGUCUCGAGAGAAUUUUUCGUUGGAUAUUUUCUGCCGCAAGUGCAAAGAAAAAAUGGUUGACAACAUUGUUGUUCUGACCGACUUGCGUGGAGAAAGAAAAAAAACUGAGUGGGAUUUUGUUGACAUGA
Messenger RNA from Notodromas monacha, 3532 nucleotides. Lineage: Eukaryota; Metazoa; Arthropoda; Ostracoda; Podocopida; Cyprididae. The record is from the annotation of a GenBank genome assembly.